GCUGUUGCGCGUAAGUUCUUCACUCUCUCUUUCCUGUUUCCGGCAGACAUGGACGAUGACAGGAUCUCGCACGUACCGAUAGAACUUCUUAUCCAAAUCUUCUGCGCGCUCACUUACAAGGAAAUACUCACAUGCAGACUGGCAUGCAAAUUCUUUGAUACGGUCAUACGGAACGAUGCUCGUCUCCAGUACAAGAUACAGCUGGGCCUGAAUGGGCAGCAAGACGGGCCUUCGACCAACUGUCUGAACGUGCAUGAUCGUCUACUCAUCCUGAAUGAAUACCAGGCUGCUUGGGACCAGUUGCGCUUCGAUCCUAUGAUGAUUGUGGACAUGGAGUCUGAUCGCAUUUGGGAAAUACGCGGAAACGUACUAUCACAGGCGAGUGAGGAAUCGCUGGUCUUUGUGCAACUUCCCUCGCGCGUACGUAACAUCGAUGAACGAAGAUGGUCGUUGAACCGUGUUCAUAUACCUCUUCGUGACUAUGCUUUCGAUCCGGCCCAGGAUCUGCUCAUUCUUGUGGAGAGCCACGGUGACGUGCACUUCAGAGAUUACGAGCAUCACAUACAUCUGCGCACGUUGAGCACAGGCGAUGCCCAUCCUUCGGCUACCAUCACUAAGAUAGUCUGUUCGCGACUGGUUUACCCCAUUAGCUAUGAGAUACGUAUCUCCUCAGAGUAUCUUGCCGUUGGCUUUUAUACAGGUGCAAUGAAUCCUGAUAACUUACUCUGCAUCUGGAAUUGGAAGACGGGCGAGCGACAGAUGGAACUCCCUGGGGCAAUUCUGGCAUACGCCUUCCUGACCAAGCACCAUAUCAUACUCAUUCGGAAACAGGCCGAUGCUGAACUUCUCAUUCUUGACCUGAGAAGCAUCUCACCGUGUCUGGAGUCUCCAGUGGACGAAGUGGAAUGUAUUUGCACUUUCCGCUUUCCUACUCUCAAACAAGACAAGUCUAUUGACUAUGCUGACAUUCGAUCGGAGCCCACCUUUGACUGGUCCCCCGAUCCUGCUCUUGCUGUACCCUUCCAUGUUUCAUCCGAACAAAGACUUUUCGUUGUCACCAUGCGGACCCAGGAUUUUGAAAGCUCAAUCACCUUCCUGAUUCCACGUGAUACCCUGUUACGCCACUUCCACGACGUGCCAGACCUUCCCCCGAAACACCGGGUGGAAUGGAACGAGUGGGGACCGAAAGGCGCUAGGGCUAUGCGCACUCCCUCGGGUCAUUCCUCUAGCUGGCUCCGCAAUGUAUACGGCAUGAGAUUCGUCUUUAUGGAGGAGGGCGACAAUUCCUCCGUCCUCGUAGCUGAUUUCAAUCAGGCAGCUUUUCGAAAGGCGUUGUUCAACGAGGAAACUAUGUCUGCCUCAUCCUACUCGUCUGAACACCCUCAACGUAUGAAACUCAUGAUAGAAGCAACUACAUUGGAUGGAUCUUGGUCCAUGUUUGUAAAUCCGGUCAUCACUUCGUUGCCGUUUCGCUAUGCCAAUGUGCCUUUGCCUCCUGAUGACGAAAUAGGGUAUGAAGCAGCGAUGGUUAGCGAAGAUUCGAUCAUUGUUGUGGACUUUGACAUGACGGAGAAGACAAGAUACUACGUUCUGAGCAUUUGAAUCCUGCUCGUCAAAAAAGCUGGUUUCUCGUUCUGAUUAUCACUCCUUCGCGCCUUACACUCUUAACUUACAAGAUAUGCUUUCCCCCACGGACCCGAACCAACGCCGGAUAUUCUCGAUAGCAUCAGUCCUCGGGAUUUGACAGCGUAUAACGAUUCUAGCAUAUGCACCUUGUAUAUGUAGACUCUGCAUGCAUUUGCGUCAAAAGUGUCUUCCAUUUCACGCCUGAAUAUGAGACUCGAUCAGGUUAGUACGGCGAAGGCAGGACAGGGACUAUUACUCCACGCCACUCUGAGAUAUGCAUCAACCACCAUCCCCCAGUGGGCUGCAGGCGUCGUUCGAGCUUGCACACAUAGUGUUUUCUUGCCAAGUGCUCUCUUACGAUUCCGCCCUGUCGAUGGCGGGGAAAUCCCUGUCGGUUCACGUACUUAUUACGGCAACUCAAAUUUGUCUUCGAUACGCUUUACACCAUUCAAAAUGCUUCGAUGACAAAGGUAAUUU
Messenger RNA from Somion occarium, 2103 nucleotides. The record is from the annotation of a GenBank genome assembly. NCBI's taxonomy places the organism in Eukaryota, Fungi, Basidiomycota, Agaricomycetes, Polyporales, Cerrenaceae.